Molecule: messenger RNA, 320 nt
Organism: Funneliformis geosporum
Lineage: Eukaryota; Fungi; Glomeromycota; Glomeromycetes; Glomerales; Glomeraceae
Source: the annotation of a GenBank genome assembly
AAGUUAAAAUUACCCAAAAAAUUGGUCAGCGAGGAGCCACUAAAAAAAUAACUAGAUUUGAAAAGAAAAUAGAAGCGGCUUUGGAAUCAAACGAUAAAACUGAAAUAAAUAAGUUAAAAAAACAAUUAAUUGAGUUUAUAAAAAGCAAUAAUGUUUAUUAUCAGGCUAAAAAAGGGGAAGCUCAACAACUAUUGAAGCAAUUAGAAAGUGGUUCAACUAUUAACCAUUCUGACUCUUCUAAAACUUUGCCUUUUUGUGCUCAAAUAGGACUUGGGAUGGGAACAGUUUUGGCAGUGCUAUUUUUUACACUUCUAAUCUGA